Molecule: messenger RNA, 705 nt
Organism: Fraxinus pennsylvanica
Lineage: Eukaryota; Viridiplantae; Streptophyta; Magnoliopsida; Lamiales; Oleaceae
Source: the annotation of a GenBank genome assembly
AUGGUGGCUGGGAAGCGAUAUUUUGGAGAAAAUGAGGACAACAAGGAGGCAAAGCAUGUCCACGAACUUAUUGAUGAAGCGUUUUCACUUGGUGUCGGUUCAAAUUUAGGAGAUUUUCUUCCAAUUCUGAGAUGGAUAGACUACAAAGGGCAUGAAAAGAAUUUGGCUAGGCUAAGUGAGAAGAUGGAUGCAUUCUUACAAGGUCUGAUUGAGGAGCAUCGCCAUAACAAGAAUGGAAAUACCAUGAUCGAUCAUUUGCUUUCUUUGCAAGAAUCACAGCCAGAAUAUUACACAGAUACAAUCAUCAAAUGGAUUAUGACGGUUAUGUUAAAUGCCGGGACAUAUACCUCUGCAGCGACCAUAGAAUGGGCUUUAUCGGUUUUGCUCAACCACCAGGCGAAGCUGGAAAGGGCUAAAGCUGAGAUUGACAGUCUUGUGGGCAAUGAUCGUCUGGUCGAGGAAUCAGAUUUGUCCAAACUUCAUUACUUACAAGCAAUUAUUUCUGAGACUUUUAGAUUGUUCCCAGCAAUUAUCAAUAAGCUCAAGUUGCUGAAGCACAUCUUCCGUUUUGUUGAUGAUAAUUCUUAUUUUUUUCUUUCAAAUUCUCAGCGAGUUCCAAGUAUUCUUUUCCCUGCAGAUCUCCUUGCCUCCAUGAAUUCUGAAACUUACUGUAGCUUGUGUGGAUUCAAGUCUCCAGGUGCAUGA